GACCUCCUGCUUCCGGAUUUCUCUGGGUCCAAUGGUCUCAUAAGGAAGUUUGCAGGAAAGAACGUAUAUAAAGUACACAAAACAGGGGACCUGAUACACCAGCUGUGAGAGACCAAACCAAUGGAAGUAGACAAUAUCUAUACAGGAGAUGGAACAACAGACAAACAUAAGAAUCCUGCCAUUAAGAAGGAAACUGGAAGAUGGAAGGCUUGUUAUUUCAUACUUGGGAAUGAAGGCUGUGAAAGGUUGGCAUACUAUGGCAUGAGCACUAAUCUGGUGAACUAUAUUGAGCUUCGUCUAAAUAAAGGAAAUGUCGCUGCGUCAAAUACCGUCACAAAUUGGUCAGGGACCUGCUAUGUUACACCACUGCUUGGAGCCUUCCUAGCCGAUUCUUACCUGGGAAGAUAUUGGACUAUUGCCAUUUUUUCUAUCCUAUACUUUUUGGGGAUGUCACUGUUAACUAUGUCUGCAGCUGUACCUGGAUUGAAGCCAUCCUGCAACCAUGAUGGUGUUUGCCACCCUACACAAUCUCAAGUUGCGGUCUUCUUUCUGGCAAUUUACCUCAUUGCUCUUGGGACUGGUGGAAUCAAACCAUGUGUUUCCUCCUUUGGAGCAGAUCAGUUUGAUGAAACUGACAAAGAUGAGAAGAAAAAGAAGAGUUCCUUCUUCAAUUUCUUUUACUUCUCAAUCAAUAUUGGUGCUCUUAUUGCUUCCUCAGUGCUGGUGUGGAUACAAAUGAAUGUUGGCUGGGGAUGGGGUUUUGGUGUCCCAGCUGUUGCCAUGGCUAUUGCAGUUGUUAGUUUCUUUUCAGGUACCCGUUUGUACCGCCAUCAGAGGCCUGGAGGCAGCCCCUUGACAAGAAUUUUGCAGGUCAUAGUUGCAUCCUUCAGGAAAAUCCGUGUAAAAGUUCCUUCAGAUGAGUCCCUUCUUUUUGAGACUGCAGACCAGGAGUCAGCUAUCCAAGGAAGCCGCAAACUUGAUCACACUAAAGCAAUGAGUUUCUUUAACAAGGCUGCUGUGGAGACUCUGGAGGACCGCAACAAAACCUUGGUCAACCCAUGGAGACUCUGCACAGUCACCCAAGUGGAGGAGCUCAAAUCUAUAAUACGAAUACUACCAAUAUGGGCUAGCGGCAUCGUCUUUUCUGCCGUCUAUAGCCAGAUGAGCACUAUGUUUGUAUUACAAGGAAACACCAUGGAUCCACACAUCGGUCCCAGUUUCAAGAUCCCUUCUGCUUCACUUUCCAUAUUUGACACCAUCAGUGUCAUCUUCUGGGUUCCCGUCUAUGACCGAAUUAUCGUUCCACUGGCAAGAAGGUACACUGGCCACAAAAAUGGCUUCACCCAACUUCAAAGGAUGGGAAUUGGCCUUGUCAUCUCCGUUUUUGCCAUGUUGGCUGCAGGCAUUAUAGAGGUUACAAGGCUCAAUAUGGUGAGGAAGCAUAACUACUAUGACCUCCAGUACCUGCCCAUGUCAAUCUUCUGGCAGAUUCCACAAUACUUCCUCAUUGGAUGUGCAGAGGUUUUUACCUUCAUUGGGCAACUGGAGUUCUUCUAUGACCAGGCACCUGAUGCCAUGAGGAGUAUGUGUUCAGCUCUCUCACUCACAACUAAUGCUCUGGGGAACUACCUAAGCACUCUGCUUGUAACCAUAAUCACAAAUGUAACCACUAGGCAUGGUAGCCUUGGUUGGAUACCAGAUAACUUGAACAGGGGUCACCUCGACUACUUCUACUGGCUCUUGGCUGUGCUGAGCGUGCUCAACUUUCUGGUAUAUCUCUUGAUUGCCAAGUGGUAUACCUAUAAGAAGGUAGCUGAGUCUCUAUGAAGAAGUUCAUGUAAUGCUUCUCUGCUGAAGGAGAGUGGGUACCAGUGCAGGUCUUGUUUUGUUUCUGUGAAUUCUUAGUUUUCAUUUCAAUACUCUUUUGGAGAUUGAGUGAUUGUGAAUAGGUUAAUGGAAGUGUUCAAUUUCUAGUCUA
This is a messenger RNA of Telopea speciosissima, 1978 nucleotides long. RefSeq names its product protein NRT1/ PTR FAMILY 8.1-like. The coding region runs from base 121 to 1827 and encodes 568 amino acids. Lineage: Eukaryota; Viridiplantae; Streptophyta; Magnoliopsida; Proteales; Proteaceae. Gene Ontology annotation, cellular component: membrane. The record is from RefSeq and is a predicted model, not a curated record. Gene Ontology annotation, biological process: transmembrane transport; oligopeptide transport. The transcript has 5 exons. Gene Ontology annotation, molecular function: transmembrane transporter activity.